This is a messenger RNA of Entrophospora candida, 768 nucleotides long. The record is from the annotation of a GenBank genome assembly. NCBI's taxonomy places the organism in Eukaryota, Fungi, Glomeromycota, Glomeromycetes, Entrophosporales, Entrophosporaceae.
AAAUCACCGCCUAAAACCCAAAACCAGAUAUCGAUUAAACCAUCAAAAACAUAUCAAUAUUCAUCAUUUGCUUUAAUAUUAUUACAAGAUACUGAAUUUUUAUUGGAAAAAGAAAUUGGGCAGAAAAUUGUAAAUUCAGCACCAACCGACCCAAGACAUGUACAUGCCACUGUUAUUGUUAACAAUAAUUUAUAUGUUAUGGGUGGUUACACUAAUGUUCUAUCAAGAGAAUUUUUUUCUCUUGAUUUGUUACAAGCAUUUGAUACAACAACUCCACCAUGGAAGGAUUUAACUGAAACUUCACCAUUGCCAGUAUUAUCAUCAUGGGCUAAAGCUAGUUCCAACACUAAUAAUGAUACAAUAUUUUUGUUUGGUGGUAUUAUGUAUGAUACUGUAACUGCUGAUUAUAAUUUGAAAAGUGUAGUUUAUACCCAUGAUUUUAAAAGCAACCAAUGGUUAGUAAACCCACCUGCUAUUCAAGGAAUGGCACCUGAAAGACGUAGAGAAUUUGCAAGUGUUAGUGAUCCAUUGACUGGCAAAUUAUAUAUUCAUGGUGGAGGAAAUGAUAUGAAAGUUACUACCAAUGUUUUAUUUGAUGACUUUUUUAUUCUGGAUGAAAAUAAUUUAUCCUGGAGUCAAAUUGGAAAAACUGGUCCAAAUAAACCACCUUUUAGAAUUGACCAUGUUGCUGUAUUGAUUGCUAAUGGAGUAAUUGUCUUUAUUGGUGGAAGAGAAGCUGCUACUCCUGCUCCUGCUUCUCUAACUGCA